Messenger RNA from Oryza sativa Japonica Group (Japanese rice), 3107 nucleotides. RefSeq names its product probable magnesium transporter NIPA2. The record is from RefSeq and is a predicted model, not a curated record. Lineage: Eukaryota; Viridiplantae; Streptophyta; Magnoliopsida; Poales; Poaceae. Gene Ontology annotation, molecular function: magnesium ion transmembrane transporter activity. Gene Ontology annotation, biological process: magnesium ion transport. Gene Ontology annotation, cellular component: membrane.
AAGGGACGCCCUCAGUCCAACGUCCUUUCCUUCCCUUGUCUUCACGGUCUGAUUUAUUAAGUGCUUCGGUACUAAACAAAUCACAGACCUGAAUAUAUAACCCGAAAACCUUCCCUUAUGUCACAACACGACAUAUCUUUCUCAAUUUUUACCCUCCGGUUAUUUCAAACCGUUAUAUCAUUCCGACUCGAUAAUUCCCUCGAAUAUCUACAAACGAUCGACGUAUUUAUUUAUCGUACAUUGAUUUGAAUAUCCUCAAAUCUAUUCCUACCACGAUGAUUGGAUUUGUAUGCCACACGUCGUCCCUAAAAAUCCUUAAUUCACUACUGUCGUUCGUUCGUACGAGCAUUCUCAAAAUAAUCCUAUGACGACCGAUGAAUUCGUUCGUCAGGCGUUAAGCCUAGAUUCCUAUUUGGCAAUGCAGGUUCCGUAAAUACCAAACCUCGUAUUGCAGUCCAAUCAUUCAAUCCUUGUGCAUAACGGAAUUUCUAUACCGAACACAACCAUACACUCCAUAGUACCAUACAAGCACAGUCCGAUGUACAGAGCCAAAUAAAUGUCCAGAUUAUACAUUCCAAAAUAUAAAUACAGUCCAAAUUACAAGUUGCAUUAAUACAUAGUAUGUCAUUCCAAUUCAAUCCCUGCAAUAUGCAAAAGUUCCUAUUGCAACCAGGCUACCUCCCUUCCCUGUCAGCCCAGCUCAUCUCACAACAAGUCUGUUUUGCCUCCCUAAGCUCAGAGCUGCAGCCAACCAAGCAACCUCCUCAGCCAAAGUCUGUAUUCCCUCCCCAGCCGACCUGGCAGCCACUCAUGCUCUCUUUCUCAGCCAACCACCAGAAGUCUAUUUUGCCUCCCUCAGAACAGCAGCAUGCACAGAACAUGUUCGAUAAAUUGCCCACAAGCCACAACAGGGUUUCACACCCACUUUUGCCGGCACAACACAGAGUCUUGCACCAAACAUUCACAGCCAUCAAAUGCCCUGGAGCCCUCCCCAACAGCAGCAAUACAUUCACCAUGAACCCAAUCCACAAAACCCUCCACCAAAUACAUGCAACCACAGAACCAAGUUCACUGAGAAGGGCAACGCCAAGAUCACACCGAAAGGUGGCAAAGCCAAGUACGAUGGGCCAUGCGUACCUGGUAGUGUGGCGAUGUCGACGUUUUGGCACUGCUCCCUGCCCACCCUCACAUCGCCUCCCAUGCACAGGCAGCCAGCAAACCUAUAUAAACCCCACCAAAGACAGCAGCAGCUCGGCUCCUCUCCAUUUCUUCUCCACCUCCACGCUCGAGCUCUGCCACUGCACUCCUCAGUCCCGUGCACAAGCUGCCAUCCCUCCAUUUGCUCCGCCGCGGCCGGCUCCGGCUGGGCCUCAGUUGAGCAAGAGGACGGAUAGGCUGCCGCACCAUUGAUCACCCGAGAACGACUAACUUUAACAUCUAACCCUUGACUCACUAACCAGCUAACCUUUUUCUUUCUGUUUCACUGACUCUUCCAUUUUCAGUUUCGCUAACCUCUGACUCUCUAACUCUUUCUUUUUGGAUUCGCUAACCCCUAACUCACUAACCCGCUGACUCCUUUACUUUCCGUUUCGCUAACUUCUAACUCCCUAACUCUUACCUUGCACUAACCCGCUGACGUUGUCCCUUAGCAUUAUGUAUUCCUUUGUUGACGACGAUCGAACACAUGGUGUGCGAGGACGAACAGCAAGCCUAGGAUGAUCCGCGAGCCGGUUGUCGACGCCCGUCGACCACGCACGGUGUGCCGCUACUCGGCUACCGCAAUGUAUAGGUUCAUAGGUUCUCAUUCCAGAAGGCAUGGUAACAUCUAUAGACAAUGUGAGAGGGUUGACCCUGGCCAUAUCAUCAAGUGCAUUUAUCGGAUCAAGCUUUAUUAUCAAGAAAAUUGGGCUCAAGAAGGCUGGGGAUUCUGGGGUUCUGGAGGUUUCUCAUACUUGUAUGAGCCAUUAUGGUGGUUGGGGAUGAUAACUAUGAUUCUGGGCGAGGUAGCAAACUUUGCAGCAUAUGCAUUUGCUCCCGCUGUACUUGUUACUCCUCUAGGAGCUCUUAGCAUUAUAUUUAGUGCAGUGCUCGCACACUUCGUCUUGAAAGAAAAACUCCAUAUGUUUGGUGUUGUUGGCUGUAUCUUGUGUGUUGUUGGCUCUGUUGGUAUAGUUUUGCAUGCCCCAAAGGAGAGAGAGAUUGAUUCAAUAGAUGAAAUAUGGCAUCUUGCUACUGAGCCAGGUUUUAUUGUUUAUUCAUGUGUGGCUGUGGUGUCUGUUCUAUUUUUGAUUUUCUGGGUUGCUGAACGUUCUGGACACAGGAAGAUGCUUGUUUAUAUUGCAAUCUGUUCAACAAUGGGAUCUCUCACGGUUAUCAGUGUAAAGGCAGUUGCCAUUGCCUUGAAGCUGUCAUUUGGUGGAUCAAAUCAGUUCAUCUACAUCCAAACAUGGUUCUUCAUAGUAGUUGUUAUAGUUUGUUGUUUGGUGCAGUUGAACUACUUAAAUAAGGCACUGGACUCAUUUAAUACAGCUGUGGUCUCUCCUGUGUACUACGUGAUGUUCACCAUACUUACUAUUUUUGCUAACAUGAUUAUGUACAAGGAUUCAUUCUCACGGAAUGCAACACAGAUUGCAACACAGUUAUGUGGUUUUGUGACCAUCGUUGCAGGAACUUUUCUCCUGCACAAGACUAGGGAUAUGGGGAAUGAACCGCCGCUACCAGAUGAUGAAAUUUGUCUCGAUGGAGGAAGUGUGCGCCCAGAUCGUCUGUCACAGUCUAGUAGCUAGCAUGUAGUACCGAAAACUUUUGGCUUAUCGAUGUAAAAAAUGCUAGUGGAUGCUGAAUAAACUUGACUUGAAAAGUCCUACACCGAUUGAUACGCAGACAGGCACAAUCUUGUGCUGUUUGGCAAUCUUGUUCAGAACUUUGUUUUCUCGUAGAAUUUGAAAAUUUUAGGGACUAUGAUGAAACUCGGCAUUAGGCGUUUCCGCUCUACCGUGUCGAUAUGUGCUUUAACUUUGUUUUGUACAAUAGUAGUAUUGUAAAUGGAACCUUGACAAUAUUUGAGUUCAGAGAUACUACAAUGUCAGAUUUCCACUGAGAUGUAA